UAUUUACCAAAUUUAUGUCACAAACAUGGAACAUUGAGAAACGAAACAAAAAUCAACACAGUUAAUUUCAUAAAACAAGAAUAGAAAAUUGAGAAUGUAUGUUGAACCAGAAUCUAAACAAACAGCUUUCAUUAAAUGUAGGCAAUCAACGAUGCACAUAAAAAUGAAAGCAGAAAUAGAACAUGUGAUCUUAUUCAUGGUCAAAUAAAGAAAACGGUUUUGCUGACUUUUGAAAGUUCAGUGGCUUCAAGUUAAGAAAUCAACUUCAAGAGUGCAUCAAAAACGGCCGUGAAAAACACGAAAAAACUUGAAUUUGAAAUGCUUCGCACCUUCCCUCAUGAUUCCAUGGCAUUGGAAGCAGAACCCAACAAAAACCGAGACAAACUGGCCACCGAUUGUGCAUGAAAUUGCGGGGUAAUAAACAAAGAUGGUGGAAGAAGAAGAAGUAGCAGAAGAAAAGGUCGAUCAUUCAUUCAUUCAUUCAGUCAGUCAGUCAGUCAGUCAUCUCCUCAACUAGCCCACGAAAUCCUCCAGAGCUUUCUUCGCUACAAAACCCUAGAGUUUUUUUAAAAUUCAAAACGCCGAGCUGUCCCCAAGACGACCACGCCUCGGGAUGCACGCUCCCAGUCGGAGAGAAAUCAGGUCGGACGAAAGGGAGGACUCCAACCCCGGCGUGCUCGAGGCUCGAAUCAAUGCUCUCUCGCCCCUCCCCUUCCCUCUCUUCCCUCUCAUCGCCUCAAUGCGCACACACACACAUACUGUGCAGGAUUCCAUGUUUAGUAGUGGGAUUCUUCCACAUCCAUCACCGAACUCCGUUGCUUACGGCUGCUCUUCUCUGCGACAGAGCCUCACCUAGGUUGUGCUGGGAUCGCAAGUGUCUGCCUCCCAUUGAUCGUCGCCAAUGGUUUGUGGGUUCAUUCACGCCGCCUUGCAUGCGCAAUGCUGCUCGGCAACCGAAUGCAUCGAGGGUGGAUGAACUCGCGGAGGUCGCGGUCACUUUUGCCCUAAACCUGGGGCCUCGGGGUCAAUUAUCUAUUAAAUUGUGUUGUGGCAGGGUUGUAGACAGCCCCGUUGCUCAUUUUGGGCUAAAGAGGGGGUGGGGGUGUUCGAAUGGGAACUUACUCCGUAGCUGUCCAAAUUCAUUAUCUACAGGGUUUGGAUUUCAAAUUCUGGGGCCAGCACUGACACGCACAGGAAAAGACAAUGCUUUUUAUGGGAUGUUUGGGAAUUGAGUUCAUGCUGUGGGAGAGAGCUGACUGUUGUCCACCACGGCUGCCAUUUGUAUGUUUCUUCAGCAUGACUGCUAAUGAGUUUGAAACAAACAUUUUCAAACAAUCAAGUUAGAAACAGUACACAGAUGUGGAUGAGUAUUUACACGUAAAUGAAUCAGAACGCAUUCAUUGCCAAAGUAGUGUAUGCGCCAAGUUUUUGUAAGAACUCACUCCGAUCGCCAGUAAGACCACACUGGCAAAAAUCUGGAUGUCGACAACUGCAGAAUUGUUUUCGCAAAAGAAUUUUGGUAGAUGUGAAUGUUAUCUAUUUAUUUAUUUAUUUUUGAAAGGUAUGAGUGGCUGGAUAGACAUUCGUGGAGGGUAAGGCUUGCGCGUGACAGGCAACCAGCUGAGUACCGUGUCACAGACAAGUGUACACAUACUUUUGUGGAAAGCUGGUUGCAAGUCUCUUAAAAUGGUGUUCAAUAACGAGAUUUUUUUAUACAUAUGCAUGUUUAUUUUUAAUGAACUUCAGGGAAUGGUUCGCUGGUCAAUUACGUGCACUAAAUUUGCUAACCUCCCAAAUAUGAAAGGCAAAACGAUUAGCGCCAGCCAGCAUACCAGGUCCAUGGAGAAGUUCUCCAACCCAGCGUUUCGGGUGUUCAAAAGAGGAGAUUUAGCUCCAGCCGUCGUGUACAGGGAGACUACGAUGUACAAAAGAGCUCCGGACCCACGGCGGACAUGAUGCGAGAGUCGUUAAUUCUUCUUCGUCUUCUUCCAGAUGCAAUCACGCUGUCCCUGAUGCGAUGUACUGUUGCAGUGUGAUUUCGGAUAAUUUGGGAAGAGGCAUGAGAUUCGGGGCACUUGCGUCGUUGUCUCCGCUCGGCGCCUUGUCAGGCUCCGGAUGCGAACAGAAUGACUGAUCUCAUCCAGCAUCGGGAUGCUCAACUUAACUGCCCGGCGCAGUUGUCGGCUGAACAACGAAUCUGGGAUGGCCGCGGUUACAUUCAUCGGGGGGGUUACAGUCGAUCUCUCCUGUUGCCUAUUGUAGGCAAAUCUCUUCCGGGCGACUCUGGUUCGCGCCCUUCGUGUCCAACUGUUUCGGCGUACCCACUGGAGCAUUGCUACGACUGGGAUUGCAACACCCCAACGCACCCACCUCGUCAAUCAGGUUGCAUUCGACAUGCAGAUCUUUCCUGCGGGGAAUGUAGCUGUUAGGUUUCCUGGGGAUUCAUCUCAGUACCGCCAAAGUCUCAAGCAGCUUCUGAGUGGUGCUAGUGUUUCGGAGAGGAGGAUGGGUUGAAUAGGUGAGGCCUGCGGGAAUGGGUGGCUGGCUGGCGUCGAUAGCGUUGGGCAAUGCCAGGUACUAGUCGUUGCCUGGGAGAACUCUGGUAGGGUUAGCAGGAGCGCGUGCUUGUGGUGCCGGAGUUGGUUGAACUCGUAGAUGGAAGGUCGUCGACUGCUUGUGCGGAUAGGGAUCAGGUUGCAUUGAUUUGCGGCUGUACCUGAUGGCGUGAGAGGCUGGAUCUCGUGUUUGCGUUUUCGUAGGUUCUUGUGUGAUGUAGGACUCAGGGAACAAAAGGUUUUUUUGCUCAGGAUCGAAGUUGUCGAGAAUGGAUGAUCGUCGUCUUGCGUGAUAUUGCUGCCUUCACGUGAUUUGAUGUAGAUCAUGCCUCGAAGAAUGCUUCAGCGUUGAAGCACUAGACUAGUGAGCAAGUCAUUUGGCAAGGACCUGAAUGGGAUCUUCGUUCAUGAUGUCCUCAUUCUGGACAGCGUAUUCUGCCACGUGAUGCUUGUUCAUGGUGACUUCUUUGUUGAACUUUUCAAGUAUCUGGCAUUGUCAAGCUCCAGAUCUGGUAA
Physcomitrium patens is the source of this 3071-nucleotide messenger RNA. The record is from RefSeq and is a predicted model, not a curated record. Lineage: Eukaryota; Viridiplantae; Streptophyta; Bryopsida; Funariales; Funariaceae.